AUGGAACAACCGGAACUUUUAAUUGUUCUCACUGGAUUCGGUCCAUUCCAGUCUUGUACAGAUAAUCCUAGUGAAGCUUUAGUGCGAAAAAUUGCUAAAGAAGGUAUCAGUGAUGUUUUACCGAAUGCGAGGGUCAUAGGUGAAGUGAUAUCAGUAGCAUAUGAUGACGUGGACAAUGCCAUCUCUGAACUAUGGCAGAAACAUCGUCCUGAUUUUGUCAUACAUUUGGGAUAUCAUGCAGAAGAUCGCUGUAUUAAAAUCGAAAAAAAAAGUUGUGGGAUUGGCUAUGUUCUCUGUGAUGUCAAAGAGAAAACACCGCAGAACUAUAGAUGUCCACUGGCUGGUUGCUCUAACAGAGAGGAAGAAAAUACAAUAUUUUGUGGAUUAGACUGCCAGAAAUUACUGAGAGCAGUUCAAACUAUAUUUGUCGGGAAGAAUGUACAGUUUGAGUUAUCCUGUGACCCUGGAAGGUAUCUUUGCGCCUAUUCUUACUACAUUUCACUUCGACAUAACAAAGAUUGCUGUCUUUUUGUACACAUUCCAAGUUUUGAUGAUGUUUGCACUGUGGAUCUCGUUGCAAGUGUCAUAAAACAAAUCAUUGUACUAUCUAUGCAACAAAUUUUGGAAAAACGGGAAAAACAAAACUUUGCGCUAGAAACUGGUGACAAAUGCAGUUUAUUUGGGAUCUAG
Molecule: messenger RNA, 690 nt
Organism: Thelazia callipaeda (thelaziosis nematode)
Lineage: Eukaryota; Metazoa; Nematoda; Chromadorea; Rhabditida; Thelaziidae
Source: the annotation of a GenBank genome assembly